This is a messenger RNA of Durusdinium trenchii, 1644 nucleotides long. NCBI's taxonomy places the organism in Eukaryota, Dinophyceae, Suessiales, Symbiodiniaceae. The record is from the annotation of a GenBank genome assembly.
AUGCGUGCAGCUGGCCUGGAUCCGAGUUUGGAGACCUACGAAGCUGUCUUGAAGGCCUGGAGCGAGCUGCAGCUUCCCGACAUGCGAAAGAAGUUGGAACAGUCCUGGAUCCAAGGGCUGAAGGCCAACGGAACGAAGGUGAGCCGAGAUGUCUACAAGACACUCAUGCGGGCGUCCAAGAGCGACAUUCGAUCGAUGGAAGAAUGGAUGAACCAAAUGCAGAUGGCUGGACAUUGGGUCGGCGUGUACGAGUACAACAACCUACUUCAGGCUUGUGAAAGUGCGAUCGACUAUCGCUCAGCGGAGAAAUGGUUUGACAGGAUGACGCAGGCCAAUGUCACGGCGAAUGCCGUGUCUUACAACUUGAUCAUCAAGACCAUGGCCAAGGCCGGACAGCCCAAGAAGGCCAAGCAAUGGGGACGCAGAAUGGAGCAAGCAGGUCUUCUUUCAUCGAAGACUUUGCAGUUUGAGUUGGUUGUGAAGAGCUUGCUUCAGACCAGCCAAAAUUCAGCGGACUACAUCGCUGGAUGGGCGGCAAAAGCAAAUGAGCUGAAGAAGGACAUGAAUGCCUCGGUCUAUCACAACGUCAUGCGGGCCUACUUCCUGGAGAACAAGCCAGAGGAAGCCAGCUGUGCCGGCUUAGCAAAGUUUAUUGCGGUUCCCGGCGCAACCAUUGCAGCACACCCCAACGCCGAGAAGGAAGCAGCAAUGGCGCAGCAAGUGCAGCUUUCCGAUUUCGAGAUGGGCCGCACCCUUGGUUGCGGCUCCUUCGGGCGGGAUGGGAAGUAUUAUGCAGUGAAGUUCAUGAAGAAGCACGAGAUCAUCAAGCUAAAGCAGGUGGAUCAUAUCAACAACGAGAAGAGGCUCAUGGCGCAGAUUUCUUACCCUUUCAUUGUGAACAUGAUGGGCUAUUGCAAAGAUGAACACUUCGUUUACAUCGUCAUGGAAUCGAUCAACGGUGGGGAGCUCUUUACACAUCUGCGCCGUGCACGCAAGUUCUCCGAUGAGCAGUCCAAAUUCUAUGCCUUGCAAACCGCAGCAGCCUUCGCACACAUCCACAGCAAGAACAUCAUUCAUCGCGACUUGAAACCGGAGAACAUCCUCCUCCUUUCCAAUGGCUACUCCAAGUUGACGGAUUUCGGCUUCGCGAAGAUCAUCGAGCCCGGCACCCGAACCUACACCCUUUGUGGCACCCCAGAGUACAUAGCACCCGAGGUCUUGCUGAACAAAGGCCACGGCAAACCGGUUGACUGGUGGACUUUGGGCAUUCUGAUCUAUGAGAUGAUCUGCGGGCAGCCUCCCUUCUGUGAUGAAGACCCCAUGGGGAUUUACCAGAAGAUCCUGGCAGGAAAGGUCUACUUCCCCAAGUAUUUCGACAAGAACGCCAAGGCUCUGGUCAAGAAGCUCUUGGUGGCUGACCUGAGCAAGCGCUUCGGGAACUUGAAAGAUGGCUCGGCGGAUAUUCUCAAGCACAAGUGGUUUGAGUCCUAUGAGCUGGCCAAGUUGGAGAACUUCGAGGUUCCUGCACCCUACAAGCCCAACAUGAAGGAUGAGAACGACACCUCCAACUAUGAGGACAUCCCUGACUCCAAAGAGUUGCCUCCACCGGUGUCCGCCUCUCAGGACCCUUUCUUGGACUGGUGA